Molecule: messenger RNA, 1221 nt
Organism: Ostreobium quekettii
Lineage: Eukaryota; Viridiplantae; Chlorophyta; Ulvophyceae; Bryopsidales; Ostreobiaceae
Source: the annotation of a GenBank genome assembly
AUGGCCCUCCGCCGCCUAGCCUCCGGCCUCGCUGGGCCACUGGCCCGACUCCCUGGCGCCCCGUCCGCCCUGCCUUGCCUCUCCAUCUUGGCCGCCAGCGCGCAUGACAUUUCCGUGUCCCGCAUGGGCACAUGGGUCGAUCCGUGGAGCACGCGGGCCCCGGAUGAGGAGCAUCCGGACGAGCAGACGGUCUUCGAGCACAACCAGCCGAAGGUCUGGUAUGGCAAGCAGGGAGACGCGAAGAAGGGCUUGGCGGACGACACCAGGGAGCAUCCUUUCAGGGGAUUGAUGGCAGGAGUGUGCGGGAUCGACGAUGAGAUCGGGACGGUGUGGUGGGCGUACGACCUGACCGGAGGGCAGAUUGAGAACAACCUGCAGAACGCCAUGCUGUCGGAUGAGACCAAGACGGAGAUGUACCUGCGACACGUGGAAGAUCCGGAUACCUGGUCUGUUGAGAAGCUUGCGGAGGAGUACCGGAUUCGGCAACAAAGAGUUAUGGCGAUCAUCGCGCUGAAGGAAAUGGAACACGAAAUGUACUACUCUGACAAAGAGGAAGAAGAGCAGCAGCAGCAUGUGCCAGAAGCAAGCAGAUCAACGCCAAGCCCUACGGAAACUGAGCAGCAUCAUGCAGGCGAAGGGACCAGUGAAGUUGCACAGGCCACUGAAGCAUCUACCACAGAGCAAGUGGGGGAAACAGACAAAGCGAGGAAGAAGCGGUGGCUGGAGUUUUGCGAGUGGCUUGAACGGGACGUAUACAAUUGCACUGCCAAAAGGGGCUCUGGGGAGAGGCACGUCCUCAACAUGCCCACCUACCCAAAGUUUGAAGCAGUGAAACUGGAGGAUGCGCAUAAGUAUGAUGAGUGGGAGAUCUCUCAUGUCAACCAUGAGAUGGUUGACCGACAAGACAAAGCUAUGAUUAAGGAGUUCAAGGAAAGGCUGCUUAUGAAUAUGGGAAAGAUUGGGACCUCUCUCAAGAAGGAAAGCCGGAAGCCGCUCUUCACGUCGCCCCCAAAGAAGCCAAUGCCAAUCCUGGUAACCCCAAUUGGACGCAAGUAUGAAGAUCCCUAUGUGGCCGCCCCUGAUGGCGUCAAAAGAAAACUCACCAAAGAUGAACUUCUGUUCUGGAGGAGAAAAAACCGUGAGGCAGUUCAGAAAAGGUGGAAGGCCAGACGAGCUAAUUCUAAGGAGCAGUCCAACGACCAUGAAGAAUCAAAUACAUAG